CUCAUUUCUUUUUCAUGACAGCCAGUCAGAAGAACUCAGGAUGAGUAAAAACGAUAAUAUUGACAUUCAAAGUCCAUUCUGUGUCCUCUGUGGACGGACAGAUGACUGCCCUGAAAAGUAUGGAGAAAAAAGGACAUAUGUGGAAUACAAUCUCACUGUUCAUUAUUACUGUUUGUUGAUGUCAAGUGGCAUUUGGCAGAGAGGGGAGGAAGAUGAAGGUGUAGAUGGAUUCUUAAUCAUGGAUAUUAGAAAAGAAGUAAAUAGAGCUGCAAAAUUGAAAUGUAAUAUCUGUAAGAAAAAGGGUGCUUCAAUUGGAUGUGUAGCUCCCAAAUGCAAACGAAGUUACCAUUUUCCUUGUGGGAUACAAAAGGAGUGUAUUUUCCAGUUCAUGGAAGACUUCAGAUCUUACUGUUGGGAACAUAAACCAGUUCAAAAGUUUCCAGAUCAAGAAUCUAGUGGAACUUCACAGUGUACAAUAUGCCUGGAUUUGGUUGAACAGCUUCCAACUUACACUGUAUUGAAAAGUCCUUGCUGUAAAAACGCUUGGUUUCAUCGAGAAUGCUUGCAGUAUCAAGCUUUGAGUGCUGGGAUAUUUUUCUUUAGGUGCACAGUAUGUAAUAACAAGGACAAAUUUCAGAAAGAAAUGUUGAGAAUGGGCAUACACAUUCCAGAAAAGGAUGCAUCUUGGGAACUUGAAGAGAAUGCAUAUCAAGACCUACUGCAAUGUUAUCAACACUGUGACAUUAAAAGGUGUCUCUGCAAGAAAGGAAGGGACUAUAAUGAACCUGAUAGUAAAUGGGAAAUAAAGCGUUGUCAGUGUUGUGGUUCCCGUGGAACUCAUUUGGCCUGUUCAUCUAUGAAGUCAUGGGAGCAAAACUGGGAGUGCAUAGAAUGCCGAAGUAUUUUUGCAAAAGCAGGGAACUACAGCAAACAGAAAAAGCGUUCUUUGGCUACCUCUGAAAAGACAGAUGGGACAACGUGUUUGCUGGAAGAGCCAUCUCCAAAGUGCCCUCGGCAGUCACAUGGAUCUCAAUGCAAUUUUCUUCUCCAGUCACCAAAGAUAAUGUGCCAGAACAACUUGUCACCCUGCUCACACCUAGAACUUCCAGCAUCCAACAGAGUGACGAUGUCCUUAUCUCCACUGACGUCAAACAGGAAUUGGUCGCAGAGGAAAAAGCAUUUAAGAAGGCAAAGAAUGGAAGUUUCUAAUGUACUGAAGGAGUUAAAGCUACAGGUUAAUACAAAAACUACAAGACUUAACAUCAAUACAGAAAAUAUCUGGAAUAGUGCUUUAAAAGGAUUUAGACAGCGCAAGUUCAGUCCUACAAACACCAUUGAAAUAAAGUUCACAAACUGCAAAAAUAGAUCAAAGACAAAUAAUUCUGCUGCAUCAAAACACCGUUUCUUCCAAUUAUUAAUGCUUCACCUUCAGAAUUCAUCAUUGUUUGAGGGCUCUUCUGCAAAGAACUUGUCCCUUGAUUUUCAAGCUGUAAAAGAGAAUCUGUAUUUUGAAGCUGGUAAAAUGAUUGCAGUUUCUCUGGUUCACGGUGGCCCAUCUCCUGGUUUCUUUUCCAAAACACUGUUCAAUUGUCUUGUCUAUGGUCCAGAGAAUGUGAAGCCAGCUUUGGAAGAUGUUGCUGAUGUUGAUGUAGCACAAACAAUAAAAAUGAUAAAAUAUGCAAACAGUCUGUCCAGCCUACAGUCUACAGUACACGAGUGUUACGAAUUCCUUGCUGCUGCUGGAUGUUUAAGACCUAUAACAGCUUUGUGUGAUAAAAAUGUGCUGGUGAAUGACAUAUUGAUCCAUCAUGUAAUCAAGAGAAUUAUUUCACCCUUAGAAAGUUUUAGGCAAGGUUUGAAAACUCUUGGUGUGCUAGAGAAAAUGCAAAUGCAUCCAGAAGCAUUCUCUACUAUAUUGUGCCAAAAACCGGAAAGACUUUCAGCAGAAACUAUUUGUGAUCUCUUUACAAUCCAUUCUUCAUCAGAUGUAAAUAAAAUUGAAGGUGCUGAUUUUUGGAUGGGUUAUUUGCAAGAUGUGGAAAGUGGUGAGUCUGUAGUGACGUUGGAGGAUAUUCUGCUCUUCGUAACAGGCUCUUUUACUAUACCCCCCAUUGGUUUUGAUCCUGAACCUACUAUUAAAUUUUUGCAUAUAAGGUAUCCUGUUGGAAACAGACUCCUUAAUUGCUUGGAGCUCCCUAUAACAAAGACAUAUGAGCAGUUUAAAAAGAAAAUGGAAUUCACCAUCAGAAACACACUAAGAGUCGAAAAAGAAUAAAUAGUAUUGCUACUAAGCUGGAUGUUGGAAACUUCAAUUUUCUGCAGGAAUGUCUGCUUACAAAUCGCUACUGUAUUUUUGGACAGCAUGCUCAGCCUUUUCUCACUUUUUCCCCAAAGAUAUGCUAAAAGUAGUUAUCUUGUAAGAUGGAAAACAAUUUUCAAAUGAAAAUACACUUCAUCUGUUGAACCAUCUUCCAGUUUGAAGUUGACUUCAAGAGCCAGCAAUCUCUUGCAGAAGUACUUUAAAUGUCUACUUUUGCUGUAGACACAUACGAAAUGUUACCAAACUCUGUAACAUUCUAGCUCUCACAGGUAAGUAUGUUGAUUGUAUUACAUUCUUCAGUAAUUUAUUUAUCGAAGUCAAAUCGGGUACAUUUUGAAGAUAACUGCUGUACAGCUUUGUCUCAUGUAAAACUCUGAUACAGGUCUUCAGUUGUUCCAUGUAUAUUUUUCCAGUAAUUGUUUUUAUAUUGAUGAUUCAUUUACGUUUUGAUGAUUCAUGUAGACCUAUGUUUUAAGGUUAUUGUGGUUAGUGCAUUAAAAUAUAACUAAGGUCUGGAGAAAACCUAGGCAAAAUAAUAAGGCGCAAGAACAAAAUCUGGUUGAACUUGAGUUUCUGUUGUUAAACAGUCUGGCAUUUGCACAUGUUUCUGCAUUCUACUGUUAUACAUCAGUUUUUAAUCAUACACAUAGCCAAAACAGUAAAAACUAGAAGUAAAUCUUGAAUAUGCAACAAUAAGUGGUCUUUCAAAGUGAAGUAUGAGAGUUAGACUUAAUGCUGUUAGAUAUGAAAGUGUAAGAAUUUGUUGCUCUUUAGAACAUGUUACUUUGUCUUCCAUGCAAGUCAGUAUUUCCGUAGGAAUAUGCACUAAAACUAUUUGUUAAACUAAAGGCAGUCUACCACCAAGCUUGUCAGUGCCUGACACUUUUCUAGUUUUUAGUCUAAACUCUUCCUGUUCAAUUGUAGGCGCAGUCUGAGGAAGAUGUAUAAAAUGUAUUUCAAUUUUGAAGUAUUUGUAUAAAUGCCAAUAAGCCAGAUAAGUAGUGAAAUUCCUCACGAUAAGAAUUUAAUGUUACUAAUACUAAAGCUAUGAAACUAAAAGGACAUUAAGUACAGGUUUUUUAAUAUAUGCAGGUGUCUUUUUGAAAUUUCCCCACCAGCAGUUUGACCACCUAUACUAUGUCCCAAACAUAGGCUGUGCUAUAGCUGUAUAUAGAUAUAUAUAUCUGUAUAUAUCUAUAUAUAUCCGCAUUCUUCAAAAUCCUGAAAAUAAUCAUACGCAUUUUUAUUAAUAUAGCAUAUAGCUUAGGUUUUUUUGAAAAUAAAAGCAGGAUUGCUUUACUUCUGAAUGCCUUGGCAAGAAAGUACAUCCAUGGUAAAUUGUAAAUGGAAGUGGCAGUCAAGACUCACUCACUGAAUUUGUAGACCAUGCUAUAAAGGGUCAAAAACAAAGAGGCAGAUGGGUAUUUAAAUUACAUAGUUCAGUUAACAGUAUGCAGGUAUUUUGAAAUCUUUCUUAAACUGCUACAGCUUCUCUUUCUUUCUUGAUCUUGGGAGAGGUGCUAAUUUUAUUUUUUUUAUACAGACCUAUUUCCAUCACUGGGUAACAAAAAUAUGCAUGACACUUUUUAAAUUUUUUUUUUUCCGAAGUGUCUAAGUAAGUUAUCGCAAGGCUUAGAUCAGGUAUUUCUCACUGCUUUCAAAUAGCUAAAACAAUCUAAUCUCAUCAAAGUCCUGUCACUAGAAAUUUAAGAAUAUUUGAAAUUAAGACAGGGCUAGUGGUGUUUUUCUGGUUCUGAGCUAAAAGCAUAUUAAAGUAGCCUUUAAAAUAAAUGCAUGAGCUCUUGGAGAAUGUCAUUUGACUAGUUCAUAGACUAAGCAUUUUCUCAUUCUCUUCUGAUUUUUUUUUUUCUCCAAUAAUGUUCCAUGUUUGUCGUCUUUGCAUAAUUUUUGAAUGUCACACUGCCAAUAAUGUCUUUAUAUUCUUACCCUUCAGAAUGGUCUGUUACCAUUGUAACAAAGAUGGUUUGUUGCAAUUAUUUGCAUAGAACAGAUUUAUGCUGUAUAUUCAUGUUUCUAAAAUACAGCAAUGAAUCUUGUGCAGAUAGAGUAUUAUACUUUAAAAACAAGUGGCAUACCCAGUGCAGUAUUCCUUUUUCUUGCCUAGUUAGAGAUAAAUGCCUUCUGUAAUAUUAGGUUAUAUAGGGCUGUAUGGGAAGUACAGAACUUAGAGAAGUAGCAAGCAGAGCGUGGAUAAUUUUAAAGGACUUCUCAUACCUGCAGUGGCAAGAGAAAUGGUUUAGAACUCAAAACUAAAUAAACUGCAUUUUAAAACUUUCAAUGGAGAAAAAAAUAAUAAGGUAAUGUGAAUAUAAGGCUUCAGAAAGUAUCUGAGAUAAAAACAGGGUUCACACCUUUUAUUGCUUUGAAUUCAGCAGCUGAUAGGUUUAAGUUAACUUUAAAGUUGUGCUACACAAUGCUACAUCAAAAUAUGGAAUUCAUAAAAUCCUCUAGUCUCUAAUAUUGCUUGAAAAGAUUUUUCUUACACAGAACUUGUUCCCAUUUUCUAAUACUCAUGUGUACACAUUCAGGACAUGUCUUUCCUUUCCUGUUGGUUUGAUCAGCUCUAUCUAGACAUUCUAAUAUAAUCCUUGGUAUAUUCAAGUUGUAUUCCUAAAUGCUACUACAGAGGGGAACUUCUCUUCUGCUCAUUUUCAGCAUUUAUUUAUAGAGACCAAUCUUAAAUUUACUCUAACUGUUCAUUAAAAUUCCAUUGAAUAAGCUGACUCUUAAUCCAUCAAACCACAGAAAGGUCUCUUGUCUGGAAACCAUAAGAGCAAUUUCUGUAGCUAUAAUGAUCGUCGGGUUUUUAAUUGCUAUAGCAAGUCACUGAAGUGCAAUAUUGUCGGGUAGUUUUCACUUUACAUAAACUGUAACCUGAGGCACAUCUGGAAAUUAGGGAAGUUGCUUACUUUCAGUAUUUCUGUAACACAAGGAGAAGAAUUGCAUAUACAUUAGCUGUGGUGUGUUAAAUAUAUUUUUAUAGAAGUUACAUCUUUUGGAAGAUUUGUCAGGGCCGCAGGAGAAUGAUUGCAGUCCUCUGACUGUGUUUGGCCAAAGAACUUCACCCCGCAGUUUCUGCAUCAAACCCUAAGCUUCCAUCUGGAAUUAGCAUAUCAAAUAAGCUAUUUAUUUUCUAUAGUGACCAUUUUCUAGUAAACAAUAAUAGAUUAGUAUUAGUGGGUUUAGUAUGGGCUCCUUAAAGCACAUAUAAUUUAAAAAAAAAAAACAAAAAAAACCAACCUCUCAAGUAUUUUAGAUCUAAGUUUGAAAAACCAAGUGAUAAGAAAUUUCUGUGACUUGCCUUCACCCAUGCAAAGGAUGCUUAUUAGAAAAAGCUGUUAGCAUUUUUAACUGGUGUAUAAGUGAAAUACAGUCAAAAGGAGAAGAAAUUAAUAAAAGUUUAUAUUAAAGGUCCAAAUCAACAUGUGCUGCAGCUCUGACUUUGUUUCAUUAAUAUGUUCAGUCUUGAGAUUGGAAGACUUGAGGAUUUUCAGAGGUGUAUUUAAAAUGUAGAGCAGAGUAUUAGUCGUUAAUUCACCCAUUCUGCAUGUGUGUUUUGAAAAUAGUAUCAAAAAUUCUUAUUCAAAGAGAAGGAAAUGCAACUCUGGAGGCUACAAAAUAUGCUUUUAAGGUUUAUCUUGAUUCUGUAUUAUGUGGUAAAGCAUUUUAAAGUUCAAGCUUUAGUGUUUUUUACUUAAGGGAAUUACUAGUUGGAUAAAAUGAAAUGAA
Molecule: messenger RNA, 6070 nt
Organism: Egretta garzetta (little egret)
Lineage: Eukaryota; Metazoa; Chordata; Aves; Pelecaniformes; Ardeidae
Gene: G2E3
Product: G2/M-phase specific E3 ubiquitin protein ligase
Exons: 15
Coding region: 41-2275 (744 amino acids)
Cellular component (GO): nucleus
Molecular function (GO): ubiquitin-protein transferase activity
Source: RefSeq, a predicted model, not a curated record